Molecule: messenger RNA, 2035 nt
Organism: Coccinella septempunctata (seven-spotted ladybird)
Lineage: Eukaryota; Metazoa; Arthropoda; Insecta; Coleoptera; Coccinellidae
Gene: lute
Product: BTB/POZ domain-containing protein 6
Exons: 5
Coding region: 322-1878 (518 amino acids)
Biological process (GO): neurogenesis
Cellular component (GO): cytosol
Molecular function (GO): protein binding
Source: RefSeq, a predicted model, not a curated record
AGUCAAUACAAAUAAAAAUAAAACUCCCAAGUGACAUCUUUCGAGUUAAAUAGGAGGAAGGAGAAGGAGUUAUUGGAGGCUAUGUCUCCUCCCAAAGACUGCUAGGAUUUUAUUCGUUGAAAUUAUAAUGAAGUUGCGGAAGUUCAAUAUGUGUCUUUUAUGAUAAACCUGUGGCGGAAGAAAUAUAGUUUCAAGGCAAAAACUUGUAGGUUUGGUACAUUGAUUUAAAAAGCAGUUAGUGAAUGUUGAUUCCUCAUGAUGCUGUAGAUUAUCCGUAUAAUUUUAAUUGAAGUUGAUAUUUAUUUUUCGAUAAUCAAAACCAUGGCUAUGUCUAAUUUAUACUCGAAAAUCUCCACAAAACCAGUGAAAAGGGCUCAGCAAGACAAGGAAACUUUGCCAAUGUCUCAAACAAAUACUUGGCUCAAUGCAGAAACCCUCUACAACGGCCCCCUCAGCGUGUCACCUCCCCAGCUGGUGCCCCAGAGGGAAGGCCUCCAGGUGAUCCAACCUAGCAGCGCUUCCGGCUCGCCGUUUUCGAGUCCCUGUGUCUCCCCAGUGAAUCCGCAAGGUACCCAAGAUCCCAACUGGCAGGCCGUCAAAUCUACAGUGAGAGAACGGAAUGCGGCCAUGUUCAAUAAUGAGCUUAUGUCCGAUGUGAAAUUCAUCGUAGGCACGCCUAACAACACUCAGGUUGUACCGGCUCAUAAGUAUGUUUUGGCCACGGGGAGCUCCGUGUUCUACGCCAUGUUCUACGGAAGUCUGGCCGAGUGUAAAGAGGAGAUAGAAGUACCCGACGUUGAACCGUCAGCUUUUCUCACCCUAUUGAAAUACCUGUAUUGUGAUGAAAUCCAAUUAGAGGCCGAUAAUGUCCUCGCUACAUUAUACGUGGCUAAGAAAUACAUCGUCCCGUAUUUGGCACGUGCAUGCGUAAAUUUUUUAGAGACCAGCCUCACAGCGAAGAAUGCUUGUCUUCUUCUGAGUCAAUCACGUCUUUUUGAAGAACCUGAAUUGAUGCAACGGUGUUGGGAAGUGAUAGACGCCCAGGCAGAAAUAGCCCUCAAAUCAGAAGGAUUUACGGAAAUAGACAGGGCAACGCUGGAUUCAGUGUUGGCUCGAGAAACUCUCAACUGUAAAGAAAUGAAUCUAUUAGAGGCAACUCUCAAUUGGGCAGCUGCGGAAUGCGGGCGCCAGGACAUUCCAUCUACUCCUCAAAAUAAGAGGAAAGUCCUCGGGAGUUCUCUUUAUCUCAUCAGGAUUCCGACCAUGCCGUUAGAGGAAUUUGCGAAUGGAGCUGCUCAAAAAGAAAUACUCACACAACAAGAAACUAUCGAUAUAUUUUUUCAUUUCACAGCUAAUUUUAAACCUACUCUUCAAUUUCCAACACAGCCUCGAGCUGGUUUGAAAUCCCAAGUUUGUCAUAGAUUCCAAUCAUGUGCCUAUAGAUCGAACCAGUGGCGUUACAGGGGUCGUUGCGACAGCAUUCAAUUCUCAGUCGACCGACGAAUUUUCGUGGUCGGUUUCGGCCUUUUUGGAUCCUCGAAUGGAGCUGCGGACUAUAUGGUCAAAAUCGAGCUCAAGCGUCUGGGACGAGUUCUCGCGGAAAACAACACUACCUUCUUCUCGGACGGCUCCAGUAACACCUUCCACGUCUACUUCGAGAAUCCGAUACAAAUCGAACCAGAAUCAUUUUAUACAGCCUCUGUAAUAUUGGACGGUAAUGAAUUGAGCUAUUUCGGUCAGGAGGGUAUGAGUGAAGUUACCGUGGGUCAAGUGACAUUUCAAUUUCAAUGUUCGUCGGAGAGUACAAAUGGUACGGGAGUUCAAGGUGGACAGAUUCCCGAAUUGAUAUUCUAUGGACCAAACUAUGAGGAGUUGUAAUGAUAGUUGCACUCUGAAUGCUGAUAAUUUGUUCAUAAUGUUCUGUUGAUUUGUUUUUUACUUGCUGACUUUAUUCUUAUAGUAUUCACUCGAAAUGGUUUUAUAUUGGUGAUAUAUUUAAACUUUAAAACUAUAGAAAUUAUAAUUAUUUAAUAGA